Lodderomyces beijingensis is the source of this 4311-nucleotide messenger RNA. Lineage: Eukaryota; Fungi; Ascomycota; Pichiomycetes; Serinales; Debaryomycetaceae. The record is from the annotation of a GenBank genome assembly.
AUGUCAACAACGAAGCAACAUCCCGAACUGCUACGAGAGGUACUAGCUGCCGCACCUCUACUACACCUCGUGCCACGGCAGAAUGUGGCACCCUUGAUCCAUCUACGGCUGUUUGUACCGCUGCCCGAUGCAGCUGUAUUCACUGAGGGUGUAUGUAAAGAGAUCGAGGCAUUUGAUGCUACGGAUGAACUACGACGCUUUGAAAAGGAGUGUCAGCAAGAGUUGUUGGCCUUUCUGGAUGGUGAGUUGGACGAGGUGAAAUUUAAAACACAUGCUGCUACUGACGAGUUACCUGUAGAGUUGGAAUACACUGCAUUUGAAAAACAAGUUUUGGCCAAAGAAAUUUUAAAAGACGGCACGGUUGAGUUUGCAAAAGAGGAAGUGGUCAAGAUGGAUGAGCUUUCUGUAGAGACUGAUUUGCCAGUGUAUGAUUCUGAAAAAUUGGCGCAACAUAAUCAGAAAUAUUUCAGUAAAUUCCAAAAUGAGAUGACAUCAAUAAAGAGCUUAGAUGAUGUUGAUGCUGCGGGUCAUAAACUUUGUUCCGUGGCGAAAGCAACACCUGUGCAUGUGGCCAUAAAUAUACCCAAGAAUAGCGAGCUGCUACGAAAUAAACAGGAAGGAUUGUUUGCUCCGUUUGUUGCAUCGAACGAGACCCCCGGAAUGACCUUGGCCAGCAUGGGCCUGCUUUGUCGAUUAUUACAAAAACCAAUUCAACCAAACGACAACGAUUUGGAAAUUUUGCUUGUUGUGCAAAAGAAAUGUGAAGAACAAGUGCAACUUUCGUAUGACAAAUUGAAACUGGAACUGGAACUGCAGGUAAUGAACAAGGAUGAAAAGGUUCAAGAUGAAGUUCAAGAUGAGCAAUUUGAAAUUCUGCAAGCUUUAUCCAUGCUUAGUAUUGUUUUCGCAUCCCGCAGUAUAUUGCUGAUUCUUAAAUUGAUUCCGGUCCAAAAUAUCAAUACCGGUUGCGUGAUAUUGGGCCUUGAAUUGGUAAUUGACCAACUCAUAGUGUCAAACAAGGAAAAGGCGAAUGUACCAAAAGAAGAUCCAAUUGAUGACGCGGCGGCGGCGCUGGUUUUGGUAAGCACCCAGCGCAGUGUGCUCACAGAAGUGAGCAAUUGCUUCAAAGAUUUUGCAUCCAUUUGCCACCUUCGACCGUUUGAUGAUACACACUUGACCAAACUUGAAUCAGUCUGCAUCAAAUUGGCCCCUCUGCCCGAGUUUGAAGAUAAAGCUGUUUUCCUACCAUGGGACCAGCUUCGUUUAUCUUGUAUGACUCUUCUCGUGUCAAUCUUCAAGAAAUUGCAAGAUCAGAGAUUAUAUUUGUUGAUGGAAGUUCUCCAUUGUUUCCCAGGUCUAUCGUCGAAGCAGAAAAACAUUGGCAAAAUGUUUAGCACCGAUCGCGGUUUCAAGUGCCAGUUUUUCUCUGUUACACUUGUCAAGUUUCUUCACUUGUCCGAAAAUCCUCAUGUCGUGGCCGACCAUAUAGCUACAGAAUGCAUCAAGAUGAUUGAAAAUGACCCCACGCGUGUGCAGCAGCUUUUGUUUAAUUUUGCAGAAGACCUUUUGAAAUUGGCAAUGUACCCUGAGUGGUUGGGAGCAAAAAUGAUUCUUUCAAGUCUUUUGCAUCAGGCUGUUGCAAUUUUAUUGCCAGAUCCAAAUGAUGAUGCAAAGCCUGCUGAACAACAGCUUUGGGAUUUCAUGCUAUCGAUAUCAGAGAAAGUCAUCCUGCUAAAUUUUAAAGCUGAUACUGUUAUCGACGAGCGUGCACUUUGUGAGAUAGUGUCAAAUUGUCGAAGUUUCGAUAAAGAUGACGCGGUUGAAUUUCUAAAAGCAAACUUGCGCAAGCUUGCUGGGUUCGUUGUUAUCGACAACGGCGAAACAACGAAAAGCGAAAGCGAAAGCGAAACAAGAAAAAGAAAAAGUAGUGGAAAUAACGACGGAGUCAACAAGGCCUACCACUACCUUAUUAUACGAGAGCUACGCACUUUUCUAUUAUUUGGCAAAUAUUCCAAACUCGUGCAGGACCUGCUCAACUGCAAGAGGGCAAGAGUUCGCAGCAAAGCCAUCAAGGCAUUGUCCGUUUUAGCAAUUGAAGAACCGGACGUGAUAUCCCACCUUCAUGUACAGAAAUCGUUGGCAAACGCUAUUCAAGACCAAGCUGCCACGGUGAGGGAUGCAAUCAUUGACUUUGUCGGUCGCUAUAUCAAGGCCCAUCCCGUUGGGGGCGAAAUAUUACUUUCGCCGUUGUUCUCAUCAUUGAGUGACAAGAGCACUCUUGUGAGAAAAAAGAGUAUUCAGUUAUGCAUGGGCGUUUACCAUCAGCUUGACGAUCAGCAUCAACUCAAAGUGAGCUUGAGAAUUUUUGAAAAACUUGGUGACGACGAAGAAAGUGUUUGCAAUGAAGCCACAGAGGCCCUCAUGCAGAUCUAUUUCCCCACGGACGGCAAACAAUUGAAUUUUGUAAAAUUAUCGAGAUGGAUUAAACUAGCAUUGGAUCUUAAUGGGGAAAAAUUAAUGUCCUUUUUGCGCAAAGCACUUUGCAAUAAUGACAAGCUCGUUGCCGUGACUGACUCUUAUAGCGACAUGGCCUUGAGUUCUGCUUUAAGCGAGGACAAUAAAACUGGUGGCUUGCGCGUUCUAUUCUUGUUCACAAAAGUGAAACCCUCGUUGAUCACACAGGACAGGUUGGAGAUGUUGAAGCCGAUUUUGGUUGAUCCUGCAAAUGGAGAUACAGAGGAGUACUGGUAUGCAUUGAAGAUUUUGAAUUGUGGAACCAAAGUGCUUCGCGUUUUCCGCUCAAAUUUUGUGGAAGAAAUCAUCAAUCUUCUCUUGAAAAGGUUGCCAACGGCAACCAAGAGAGAAAUGACCGAGUCAAUCCCCGUGUUAGCCACCUUGACCAGGUACAACCACACGGAGUACCGAAUGGUUAACGCCACCACCGCCGUCAUGAACAGACUCAAGUCUGUCUUUACCACACCGAAUAACCACGUUAUGGUGAACAAACUACUUCAAUUGCUUGCUUAUUUUGCCAAAUACUGCAAUUUGGAAUCGCUAGAGCAAGAGUUUCGGAAUAUUGGAGCUUGCACUCGUGAAGAAGACAGAAUAAUGAAGUUGAUUGGUAUGUACAUUAUGAUCUUCACGGCACAUGAAAAAAUGCCCAUUGAGAUUACCAGAGUGGCGUACCCCUGCAUCAUCGUGUGCAUGACCAAUGAUCCCAAGCAUUUGUUGACAGACCAGAUUAUGGAGAGAUUCGAUGCCAUGUUUUAUUAUGAAACUGAUUUCGAGUUGAAAAAGAGGGUGAUUCAAGAGUUUAUCAUUUUUCUACAGGAGAAUGGAGCUGGUCUAGAUCAGCGUGCAGUUUCCGACGGGUCCAACCUGGACUAUACUCAAUUGAAUGGAUUGAAGCUGCAGCAGCAACAGCAACAGCAACAGCAACAGCGGCAACAGGCAUGCACUGUGCUAGUGCAGAAAAGUUUGCAGCACAUUUUGGCACUUUGUCUCAUUGACGACGGACAGAUGGCGUUUAUGCCUUUUGGGUUUGUUGCAUUGGCUCUAGAUUUGGGCUAUGCUAAUCCAAUCUUGUGCGUAUCCACCUUGAUUGCUUUGCAAGGAUCCCCGCAGGCUGUCGCGAGACGUGCAGCUCACGAAGUUUACGUUAAAUUGUUUGAUAAGCAUCGGUCCUUAGUGGAUACCCAUUAUCAACACGGAAUUAAACUCGCUUUCGAAUCAGAGUUGACUGCUAUUGAUAUGUUUAGACUAUUGUACGCACCAGGACAAGAUUCCAAACUAUCAAGAAACAAGUUUGUCAAGGCGUUGACCAAACUGUUGACUCCUAAGCCUAGAAACAAUUAUCAAUCAGAAUUGAAGAUGCUCAUUUUUGUGGUUGAACGCAUGACUCGAAUACCGUUCAAGACAGUUGAAGAAAUCUACAUCAUCAUGGACCACCUACAGUCGAGCGUGCAAGAAAGUGCAUCCGAUUUCAUAUUGGACUGGCAGUCACAAGCAUUGGCAAUCAAGAAAGAAUUGGCGUAUUACUGGGCAUUGAGCAUUUUCUUGCUCAAUGAUUUUUGCAAAUACCUAGCGGAAACGUAUCACAUCAAAAUGGAGGAUGUGGAAAAUUUUGGCAAUAGAUGCUUAGAAUACAAUCCUAAUCAAGCCCCCAAAAAAUUCAAAAAUGCGCCAUUGAAUUUGAAAUGGGUUUUUGAAAAUGCAAAUGAGGCGAAUGCUGAGAAUGUUUUUGAAACGUGCAUGAAGGAACUAGAAAAGAUUUGUUUGAUUUAUAAGAGCCACGAUGAACUGACCGAUUAA